AUGGAGCUCACCAAGGUUCACACCAGAGGCAAGCGCAAAACGCCUGCCACGAACCGACCUCGAGCAUUACAAGGGCAGCCGCCCGCAAAGGCCCUACGGACUAGGAAGUCAUUGUCCUCCGUCAUGGCCGCCCGAGCGACGCGCCCCCGGAGCACGCUCGACUCCCUCCCGGGGGAAAUCCUCGAGAAAAUCCUCCUUUACAGCGCCAAUCUCAGUCUGCCCCAGGUGAGCAACUUCAUUGGCAUGAAGCUUUCGGGACGGGCUACUCUGGUGCGCCUCUUCAUCUGGGCGUUUCAUGAGACGUGGGACCAAUGGUUCGGUAUUCCGACCAAUCCUGUGAUUGUCCAUGGACCUUGGUUAGAAGAUGCCCAACAUGUCCCUUGCUGUGGAGAUCCCAUAUUUCAGUCUCAAGUGCUUAAUCAACCUUGGAUCACCAUAGAUCUAAUAUUGCAAGCGCAACAGACUUGGUUUGAGAAUCAUGGGCGAGGGCGCUACUACCAACACGGCGCUUUUUGGAUUGAUAAAGCUGAUCAGGUUGGCCAUGACUAUGCCGGGGGUUUCUGCCACUUUAACGCUCGAGAAUGCUUCGAAGCAGAUUACCAGCAAGCCGUCAAAUGGCCAGCCUUUGCCGCUAGAGGCGUUCAUUGGUUUUCGCAAGAUAUACACCCCCUGACACGUAUUCCUGAUAGACUCAUUGUCGGCCCAUGGGACGACGAGAUGCAGCGGCAGCUCUUUUGGCUUUGUCGCGGUGGUUACAUGACUUGCGGAAAGCUCUUCACCCAGCCUCCUUGGGAGAUCAAGAUUGAGCUGAUCCGCAACUCCAUGCUUAAUGCCGAGGUGCCCAAUCUGCUGGCCAUCAACUGCCUCUAUCGCACCUGGGUGUUUGACGGCCUACCCUCGGACGUUGUGAGGAAGGAGAUUGUCAACCUGGAACGUCGAAUUCAAUGGGGAGGCGAUCCACACCAGACUAGAGAUCUGUUACGACGAGUCCGAAGCGCCUUUUUCCUCUCAGUGCACAUGCCCGAGAAUCUUCUAGUUAGACGGUCCGACAUCUAG
This is a messenger RNA of Trichoderma harzianum CBS 226.95, 1056 nucleotides long. RefSeq lists its product as hypothetical. The record is from RefSeq and is a predicted model, not a curated record. Lineage: Eukaryota; Fungi; Ascomycota; Sordariomycetes; Hypocreales; Hypocreaceae. Bases 1 to 1056 code for a protein of 351 amino acids. The transcript has 2 exons.